Messenger RNA from Cynara cardunculus var. scolymus (artichoke), 978 nucleotides. RefSeq names its product (-)-isopiperitenol/(-)-carveol dehydrogenase, mitochondrial-like. NCBI's taxonomy places the organism in Eukaryota, Viridiplantae, Streptophyta, Magnoliopsida, Asterales, Asteraceae. Gene Ontology annotation, molecular function: oxidoreductase activity. The record is from RefSeq and is a predicted model, not a curated record. The transcript has a single exon. The coding region runs from base 1 to 807 and encodes 268 amino acids.
AUGGCAGAACCAGUGUUGAAACUCGACGGCAAAAUAUCGAUAAUCACCGGCGGUGCAGGCGGAAUCGGAGAAGCGACGGCGCGUCUCUUUGCCAACCACGGCGCGUUUGUCAUCAUCGCAGAUAUCCAAGACGAACAAGGUCGGCAAGUAGCAGAUUCAAUAGGCUCACAACGCUGCACCUACAUCCACUGUGACGUCGCCGACGAACAGCAAGUCAUCUCCGCCAUCAAUUUCACCGUCGAUACUUAUGGUCGAUUAGACAUCAUGUUCAGCAACGCCGGAAAAGUGAGCAGUUCCGACCAGACGGUUCUCGAUCUCGACCUACCACAAUUCGACAGCCUCUUUGCCGUCAACUGCCGUGGAACCGCCGUCUGCGUGAAGCACGCAGCGCGAGCAAUGGUGGAGAAAAGCGUGAGAGGUUGCAUCAUCUGCACGGCGAGCGUCGCCGCCUCGAGAGGAGGAAGUAUGCGGACGGAUUACGUGAUGGCGAAGCACGCAGUGGUCGGAUUGGUGAGAUCGGCGAGCAAGCAGCUCGGUGUGCACGGAAUAAGAGUGAACUGUGUAUCGCCGUCGGCGGUGGUGACGGGGUUGUCGAAGAGGACGACGGAGGAGACGAAGAAGACAAUGAAGGUAUACGAGGCACUAACGAGCUUGAAAGGGAUCGAAUUGACGGUCCGGAGAGUAGCGGAAGCGGUAUUGUUUCUUGCGUCGGACGAUUCCUCCUUUAUCACCGGCCAUGAUCUGGCGGUGGACGGCGGGCUGCAAAAACUUCCGGACGUUGAUGACGUCAUCAUGUACAAUCGUUGAUGAACAAGGUAGUUGUAUGCCAUUUCCUCUUAAAUUAUUAAAUAAAAUUGGGUAUAUUAUCGGGAAUAAAAAUACUUUGCUUUCUUUCUAUCAACGUGUGUAAAGGUAGGAGAUGGAUAUUAGGGGUGAUCAAAACCCGAUAAAUCUGACCAACUUAACCAAACACGAAAU